AUGAUGUUAUCUGAAAAAGAUAGAAACAUUUUACAAAAAUUUUCUAGAGUCCAAAAUGCAUGUGCUCAAUUGAAAAAUGCUAUUACAGUUAUAUAUGAAAACGCAUUAUCCAAUGAAGAAUUAGCUAGUAUGAAUAGUGGUUCUGAUACUGAAAGAUCUGUAGCCACUGCUGCUGCUUCUAUGAUCUCUACAUAUUUGGCUAACGCUAGAACUUCAGUUGAUAUCAUCAAAAUCUGUGAUUAUUAUAAAUAUGAAAAUGACAUUUCCAACAAGAUCCCAUACUUCAAACAACCAAUAAUUAGCGAUAGCACUUUAGAAAACUUAAUUUUCAUGGAUAAACAUUUAACUAAAUCACACGGUACUAAAACAAACGAUACUCUUAAAUUCGUUGGGGAAACUGAAUUACAAGCUUUAAUCUCUUAUAGCUUAUCCAAGAAAUUCCCAGCAGCUGAUGAAGAAACUCUAGAAAAGUUGAAAGAAUACUUAUUAUCUGAUAGAAUUUUAAAAAAUUGGGCUAGUAAUAUGACUAUUUUAGAAAGAGUUCCUUCCUUAGCUGCCAAAGUUAAGCCAAAUAUUACAAACCAGGAAAUUGAGGAUCUUCAAGUUGAUAUAUUUAAAGCUUACAUUGGUGCAUUGAUCUUAGAUAGAGGCAAUCUAGGUUUAGAUGAUGUUUACAGAUGGAUUGAAAGACUAGUAUCUGUUAAAAUACAACUAUUAAAAUUUAGUAAUCUAAGAGGCUUAUAUGCUAAUGAUCUAAAAACACAGUUAGAACAAUUUAUGGUUGGAAAUAAAUCAGGCCAAUCAUUAGAAUUUAUUAACAGUAAUGAGGGAGGUGUUCACCGCGUUAAGGUCACAUUGGGUCAAACUGUUUUAGGUCAGGCAGAGGCUCUAACUGAAGAGUUAGCUAACAAAAAGGCUGCUUCAAAUAUCCUGUCUAACACAUCUCUAUUAUCUAAAUACUCUGUUCACAAUGAAUCUAUUCCAAUUCAUCCAAUCACUAAAGAAGAGUCUGUGAAAAAGAAACCUGUAGACAACAAUAUUAAAAAUGAAACUACUACAAAAGUGUCUCAAAAGGACAAUGAAUCUCAAACAUUGAAGAAUGAGACAGACACAAAAAAUACUCAACCAACUCAAGUUUCAUUUGCAACAGAAAAAAAUAGCUUAAACACCACCAACCCGCAACCAAUGUUAACUGCUGAUGCAUUAAACGAACAAAUCAUGAACCAAUUAACUUCUAAGAUGGCAUCAAUGGUUAGUCAAUUCACUUCUCAAUUUUUACAAAAUAACAAUAUUUGUCUACCUACUGAACAACCUGUAAACAAUAUUCACUUUUCCGAUAUUAAUGCCACCUCUGAACAAGCAGAUGUAGAUUUAAAAGAUCAAAACAAGACCACUAUCCAAAAAAAUGACACAACAACUGAAAACAAAAAGACGCAAACCGUGGAGAAAUCUACACAAUAUAAUUCAAUUACCACUACCAAUGAAAAAGUUGGAGACACUCCGUCACCAAAAAAGUUCCAAAUUACUUCUAGCUUGAACAACCUAAAUCCAAACGUACCAAAAAUUGAAAAGGCAAGAUAUAUCUUGACAAAUUCACUAGAAAAGAAGAAUGUGGUUUCUACUACAGCUUCAACCACUGAGACUGUUAAUGACAAUAAAACUACUAAAAUAUUAAUGAAGAAUGGAAUUCCACCUCUUCCGAAGGUUGACCUUUCCUUAAAAGAUUUGGCCAAAAUAUCACCAAAGCAACUUGGUUACUCUGAAACAGAAAAUAAAAGACAAAUUAGCUCGACUACUGAUGAACAGCAACAUCCAAGCCAUAAUAAGGUACAACAAUCACAAGAAGCAAAAACCACAAUAUCCGAAGAUGUUGAAAGUAGUAACAUUACAACCUUAUCCGAGGAAAGUGUAAGAAAAAUUAAAAAAAUUAAAUCCACUGAUCCAAUCAAGUUACCAUUAAAAACUUCAUGUGAUAAGGGUGCAAAGGCUAAGGUUUAUGAAAUUUUUGGUAGAUUCAAAAUGUAUCCUGAUUACACUACUAUCCAGUUAGGUGUUAAUGACUUUUAUUCUAUUUGCAGCAUUAGAGGUGAAGAAGACUCUUUUAUGGGUGAAGGGCGUGGUAGCAGCAAAAAAAUUGCUGAACAACUUGCUGCCUCUGAAGCAUUAGAAAAUGAAAGAUUGAAAGAAUUAGUUGAGGCCCGUAACAAACAGGUUGAAAAAUUAUUAGGUGUUAAAAUAGAAGAUUUAGAACAAUCGAGCAGUGAUAUUGUGGAUGAGGUUGAUACAUACAAAUACUUUCAGCCACAGGAAGACCUAAGAGAACUUCCAGUCUUCAACACAUGUGAUAAGAGUUCUAUGUCUAGAUUAUAUGCUAUUAUGGGGCAAUAUAGAUUAUUUCCAGAAUAUGAAAGUGUUCAAGAAGCCUCUAACAUCUUUCACAGUAUAUGUAAAGUCAAAAGCACUGCUGUUAUAUUAAGUGAAGGUCGUGGUACUACUAAGAAGAUAUCGCAACAAAUUGCUGCUGAGAAUGCCUUGGAGGGUGAUGUCUUAGCUGAAUUACUCUCUGAAAUAGCACUAGAAGAAUAUAACUAA
Arxiozyma heterogenica is the source of this 2592-nucleotide messenger RNA. RefSeq lists its product as uncharacterized. The record is from RefSeq and is a predicted model, not a curated record. NCBI's taxonomy places the organism in Eukaryota, Fungi, Ascomycota, Saccharomycetes, Saccharomycetales, Saccharomycetaceae. The transcript has a single exon. Bases 1 to 2592 code for a protein of 863 amino acids. Gene Ontology annotation, biological process: RNA processing. Gene Ontology annotation, molecular function: ribonuclease III activity.